Messenger RNA from Drosophila innubila, 908 nucleotides. Its product is annotated as chymotrypsin-1. Lineage: Eukaryota; Metazoa; Arthropoda; Insecta; Diptera; Drosophilidae. Gene Ontology annotation, molecular function: serine-type endopeptidase activity. The record is from RefSeq and is a predicted model, not a curated record. Gene Ontology annotation, biological process: proteolysis. The transcript is spliced from 2 exons. Bases 26 to 805 code for a protein of 259 amino acids.
ACCAAUCAGUUUCCAUUCCGACACCAUGAUAGCCCAACGUAUGACGCUCUCAUUGCUCUGCUUGGCUGUAGCCCUGGGUCUUGUUGUGGCCUCGCCGCAGGGCCGUCUGCUUGGCUCCGAGGACGCCGAGAUGUCCAAGUACCCCUGGGUGGCAUCGUUGCGCCUAAACAAAGCGCAUGUCUGCCAGGCCAACAUCAUUUCCCAGACACAGAUGAUCACCGCCGCCCACUGUGUGUCCGAUUUGGGUACCCAGCCGGUUCCUGCGUCGCAGUUGACGGCUCGCGUGGGCAGCAUCAAUCAGUUUGCCGCCGGUCUGUUGGUUGACAUCAAGGAGGUGAAGAUACAUCCCUCGUAUGGCAAUUUCUUGCAUGAUGUGGCCAUUCUGACACUCAGCCAACCCUUGACCUUCACCGAGAAGAUCAACAAGAUUGCAUUGCCCGAGAAGCCAGAGGGUGGCGAUGAACUUCCUGAGUUACCAGCAAAUGGAACACCCGUCUAUGUCACCGGUUGGGGUGAACAGUUGGACGGUUCCUCCAAGUACAAUCUGCAGAAGGCCAAUUUCAACACAUUGAGCAAAUCAAACUGUGAACUGGCCGCCGGCUAUGGCUACGACUCCGUGCUGUGCCUCUCCAGCGCCGAGAAGCAGGGUGUCUGUCGUGGCGAUGAUGGUGCUAGUGUUGUGGAUGACAAUGGUGUUAUGGUUGGCAUUGUUAGCUUCUUCUUUGGCAACUGCGGCACCAAAUAUCCCGAUGUUAGCACUCGCAUCUCCUACUAUCGCGACUGGAUUGAUGCCAAUCAGCAGUAGUUCCUUCCUGGGAGGCGUACCAUUACCCAAUCCCCUUGUGUCUUUUUAUAUUUUUUUUCCAUAUUUUUUUCAUGUGCAUAAAAUUGUGAUGUUCUGUUGAAAA